UGUCCUUCGCGCUCUGGCAGUGAUUAUCUGGUGGAUGGCGCCAAAUCGAACCGUGGUUCUCCAUCACCAGCAGUAGCAGCAUCAAUCGACGAACGAGUCGCGUGUGUUCUGUUAGUUGGUUAGGGUUCGUGCAACAAGUGGCCGUCCGGACCAUGCGGACAGUGAUGGUCGAGUGGUGUUGAGUCUGUUUGUCAGCUAACUAACAUUCCAAGCGUGACCGCAGUGUGCCAGCAAACCGUAUCCAAUUGACCCGUGCCAUCGCCGUUAUUAGUGUGUGCGUUUGUGGCUGUGUGUGGUUUUUAUCUUGUGUCUCGAGGCAACUAAUUGAUUGACUAACGGGCAGCACGAUGGCGGACGAGAGCCUACACGUACCGGAUACCAACAUCGAUUUCCAUAUCGUCCAGCUGUUCGAGCGGCUGGAAACGCUCCGCAAGGAGCCGGGCCACAAGCUGUCCCGGUCACUGCAAGGACGCAUCAACAUGCACACCGAGUUGCGCAGCCUGGAGUUCUGGAGAUCGAUCACAUGCGAAUGCUUGGCAUCAUUCUUCUACGUGUUCAUCGUUUGUGGCGCGGCGGCCGGUGCCGGUGUCGGUGCGAGCGUCUCCUCGGUCCUGCUGGCCACCGCCCUGUCUUCCGGUUUCUCCAUGAUUGCCUUGACCCAGUGCUUCCUGCACAUCUCCGGAGCUCACGUUAAUCCGGCGGUGUCGAUCGGGAUGGUGGUAGAGCGCCAGAUAUCACCGCUCCGUGCCCUGCUGUACAUCGUGGCGCAAAGCGGAGGCUCGAUCGCCGGUGCUGCACUCCUCUACGGUGUCACCGUACCCGGGUAUCAGGGCAAUCUGCAGGCUGCCGUUUCCCACAGCUCGUCGCUGGCCGCCUGGGAGCGCUUCGGCGUCGAGUUUAUCCUGACGUUCAUCGUCGUCCUGGCCUACCUCAUCUCGACCACCUCGUUCAAGAAGCACUUCGGAUCGUCGGCCAUCGCCAUCGGGGCGGCCUACAGUGCCUGCAGUUUCGUAUCGAUGCCCUAUCUGAAUCCGGCCCGAUCGCUCGGACCUUCGUUCGUGCUGAACAAAUGGGACAACCACUGGGUGUACUGGUUGGGGCCGAUGGUUGGCGGUGCCGUGUCCGGAUUGAUGCACGAGUUCAUCUUCUCCUCGAAGCGCUCCCAGAAUCGCUCGAAGGAUGACGUCAACUCCAGUCUGAACUCCGAAGAUGACAUCAACUACGAUAUGGAUCUGGAGAAACCGCAGCACCAGCAGGGCAAAUACCACCAGUAUCGGCCACCGAGUGGAACGCUGACCGGAAGCCAGAACCGGUACUGCCAGAGUAUCUACACGGCCGAACCGACGUCGAAGGUCGAGCGAGUGGAGUCGAUCUACGGUGGCACGAAGUCGAUGUACUGCAAGUCGCCCCCUCUGACUCGUGCCAACCUCAAUCGCUCGCAGUCGGUGUACGCUAAGAGCAACACCGCACUGAACCGUGACAUGCCGGUCCGUUCUGGGCCGCUGGUGCCAGCGCAGAGCCUCUAUCCGCUUCGUGUCACUGCACCCCAAACGCACCUUCAGAAUCAGAACGUUCAGAACCAACUGCAGCAACGGUCGGACAGUAUUUACGGCAUCCGUAGCUCGAUGAGGCAACCAAUGCCAUCGGACCGAAUGCAGCAACAGCAACAGCAGCAACAACAGAUGCCACCACAUCCAACGCAGGUUGAUCCUCAGGGCUUCCAACCAAUCUAUGGAUCGCGCAACAAUCCCAACUGUUCCAGCGACGCGCUCAAGUUCGAUCGUGAUCCGAAUAGCCGCGGUGACGAUACGAUGAACUCCAAGUACUCGCGUGGUGCCGGUGCCGGCCGUCCGGAGUCGAUGUACGGCGGUGGCCCAAGGCGCAUCCAUUCGGCCCAGUCAGACGACAGUUCCUACGGCUCAUACCAUGGACCGGGGCCUGCCCUGACUCCACCGACACGCAACACGAGCAACAGCAGCAGCACCUUCAACCCGAACCCCACUACCACGAUGACCACGGCCAUGCAGCAGCCUGCCUAUGAACGAAAGAGCUCCUCCUCGUCUGCUUCCCAUCUGCAGCAGCAGCAACAGAAGCAACAACAGCAGCAGCAGCAGCAGCAGCAACAGCAGCAAAUGCAACAAACUCGCAAUCUCCAGAAUGUACCGAGCAUACAGAAUACAAGUCUGCCACCACCUCCCCCACCGAUGCAUCAUACGAUGCCCUACAAUAUGCACCCGGUGCGACAGAACUAGGGACCCGCAGGGGGGGGUCGCGUUGUAAUCAUUAGCUAGUUGCUCCAAACUAACCCCUAGAGACGCUUAACCGUCGAUCUUCCGUUACGCCAGGAGCUAGACCUAUAAGUGCUGUUUGAGUGAGAUCAUUUGUGUGCAUGUGUGUGCGUGCAUGUGUGUGCGUUUUUAGGGUAGACAAUUUAGUUAGAGAGAGAGGUUGACAGUCGUCGGUGAUCACGGUAGUCCUGUGUUCGCCGAUGGCGUACUCAUGGCGGCAAACUUUUCUUUGAAAACCCAGUGAGCUAUGAAUAGAGACGUGGAGCAAUCUUUCAGGCCCCCUCCAUGGGAGCACGCGAUCAAGUGGCCAACAGUAAACGCUGUAGUGGGUCAGUUGGUCGAGUGACAUUCGAUAGCAUGAAUUUGUUUUCGUCUGUUUACCUGAUCGAUGAUCCAAGAGACUGAGGCGCGCCGGACCGGGCAACCUAUAUUAAUCAUUCCGUUGGUGCGGCGCGAGCAGCAAACGGAAUUGCCAUAUGAUAUCGUAUCACUUCCAACCGCAUCGAGGCGGAGAAAGGACCUAAUAAUGUGACGAAGCGGCAGAGCUAGUUUACUGUUUUAAAUUCCCCCUAACCCAAAUACCCAAAGUUCAGACUGAUCGAGUUACUGACGUAUGCGCGCGUGCUGCCUGUUUCGUGUCGGACUUUAGUACAAAUGUAAAUAGCUAGCUUUUGUAAUUUUCUUUUUUAUUAUUUGUUAUUUUGAAAGUUUUUUUCGGGUUUACAUCAAUAUCUAGAGAGGAGCAGCAGCCAUAUCGUUUUCAGUAUCAUAUCAGUAGUUAGAACACCAAUAUCGCGGCUGCAUUCAGAGCAUGGGCAAAAGCGGAUCAGUGCGUUUCGAUUCGCAUUACAUUACCGACAGAUGCAGGCAGGAUUUUCGCAACAAUGUUUAAUAACGAGUUACAACUUUUAUAGAUUUAUGAUAAGCUUACUCGUAAAAGAUGAGCAAGAUGGUUCAAAAUAUGGGAGCCCAACCCGCAUUGGUCACCUCCGGAUGUCGGAGGCACUAGUACGACAGCUUAG
Molecule: messenger RNA, 3310 nt
Organism: Anopheles aquasalis
Lineage: Eukaryota; Metazoa; Arthropoda; Insecta; Diptera; Culicidae
Gene: bib
Product: MIP channel family protein big brain
Biological process (GO): transmembrane transport; water transport
Cellular component (GO): plasma membrane
Molecular function (GO): water channel activity
Source: RefSeq, a predicted model, not a curated record